AUGGAUGCAGUAAUUGUAAAUUAAAAAAAAGGAAAAAAAAAAAUUAAUUUAGAAGCUCCUCUUUUUCCAGGUCGAUAAUUUUGUUAAUGUCAUGCCUAAAUGCACAAUUUAAUUAAUAAUUGUUUAACUUGUGGAAGGAUAAUUUGUGAAUAAGAAGGAAUAGGACCUUGCUUUUUUUGUGGAAAUGAAGUUUUGUAAAAAGGAUAAAGAGCAGAUUUUGGAAAAGAUGAAGAAGAAUUUCCUGAAUUUCAAGAUCCAACAAGUGAACCAUCAUGUUAAUAAAAGGGUGCAAUUAUGAGAAAUGAAGAAUUCAGAAAAGAAAUACAAGCUUAAAUUCAAAAAGAAAUAUAAGAAUCAGAACAACAGUUUUAAGCUGGAGAAGAAAUAUACGAUUAACCAUUAUACAAUAUAAAUUUAGAUGACGAAGGAAAGUGCCUUUCUAUGCUACAACCUUGGGCUUCUUUACUUAUUGAAGGUUAUAAAAGAUUCGAAGGAAGAUAUUGGAAUACUGAAUAUAAAGGAGUUUUAUGGAUUCAUGCAGGUGCUACUAUUCCUACUUAAGAAUAAAUAGAAGAAAUAGAAAAUUAAUAUAAAGAACAUUAUAAAGGUGUCUAAGGAAUGCCUCCUUUUCCUAAAAGAUAUCCUACAGGAUGUUUAUUGGGUUGUAUUGAUUUAUAGGGAGUUUUAACUAGGGAGAAGUAUAUUGCUAAUAUUCCAGAAAAAUAUAGGGAGGAUUCAUAAUGUGAGUAUAUUUUUGUGGUUAGAAAUCCUAAAAAAUUAUUCUAUCCGAUUAAAAUGAAAGGAAGUAAAUAAAUUUUUGAUAUUCCUGAUGAUAUUAGAAUUAAUUGUAAAAGUUAAUUGAUCAGAGUUCCUUCUUUAUGGUAUCCUUGGGUAGCUGCUGAUAUUGAUAUUGAUUUAAUAUUAGGAAGAGCAUAAGAACAAAUAUUAGAUGAAGAAAGUAAAAAUUAAUAAGAAUAAAAUGAAUUAAAAUAAGUUAGAAAAAUAUCAAAUAUGACCAAAGAAUUUAUGAAUUCAAGUGAAAUACAUACUAAAAUGACUAAUUUUGCGAAAGAAAUUAAAGUUAAAAUGGAUGCUUUUGGAUUUAUGAUUGCCCCUUUUUUAAAUGAAUAGGAGAUUAUAUAAAUUGUGAAUUACGUAAAGGAGAAAUUGAAUGGAACCUGUAAUAUUGGUAUUCAGAAUGUUCAAAGUUUUUAAACAGAAAGUAAUUUCCCCUGUAUUGAGAAGAUAACAGAAUACGUAACCAAAACAUAUUGCUAUUUUACUGAAAAGAAGAAAUCAGAUUGUUUAAAACACCUUAAAGAAAUCGACGUAUUCUAUUUAAACUAAAAAUAAAGAAGAUUUAGUUUUUAAAAAGAGCAUUUUCUUAUUAUAAUUUUGGGUUGUGAUUAUGAAAUAGUAGUUUAAGAUACAUCAAAUUAUAAAACAAAAAAUUUAAAUGUAGAUAAUGGUACAUUUUUAUUGCAACUAUAUGAUGAAAAAAUUAAUAUAAUAUAUGAAAAUCCCAUAAAUGCAAAUAAUAAUAAAUAAAUAUCUAAAAGCAUCGGAUUAAAAGAAAAUGUCUUAGCAUUAGCAAUUUGUUUUAAAUAAAAAUGA
This is a messenger RNA of Ichthyophthirius multifiliis, 1614 nucleotides long. Its product is annotated as thyroid hormone receptor interactor 4, putative. Gene Ontology annotation, molecular function: zinc ion binding. NCBI's taxonomy places the organism in Eukaryota, Ciliophora, Oligohymenophorea, Hymenostomatida. The transcript is spliced from 4 exons. The record is from RefSeq and is a predicted model, not a curated record. Gene Ontology annotation, cellular component: nucleus. Gene Ontology annotation, biological process: regulation of DNA-templated transcription.